Messenger RNA from Fonsecaea multimorphosa CBS 102226, 957 nucleotides. RefSeq lists its product as uncharacterized. Bases 1 to 957 code for a protein of 318 amino acids. The record is from RefSeq and is a predicted model, not a curated record. The transcript has a single exon. Lineage: Eukaryota; Fungi; Ascomycota; Eurotiomycetes; Chaetothyriales; Herpotrichiellaceae.
AUGGGAUUUCUCUACUCUCAGUUCUUCAUCAAACCAGCUUAUCCGAAGAGAUCUUUUGCUGGAGAGACCGUCAUUGUGACUGGAAGCAAUACUGGCCUAGGAAAGGAAGCAGCUCGACAUUUCGCUCGACUGGGCGCCUCCAAACUGAUCCUCGCUGUGCGAAACACCAAGGCGGGAGAAGCUGCCAAAAAGGACAUUGAAAACACCACCAAAUGCAGCCCCAACGUGAUUGAGGUUUGGGAGCUCGACCUUGCCUCGUUCGACUCGGUCAAAGCCUUCGCCGACCGCGCAUCUAAACUCCCUCGCAUCGACGUGCUGCUUGAGAACGCGGGCAUCGCUACCAGGAAAUACAGUCAAGCCGAGGGACACGAACGCACCAUCACAGUCAAUGUCAUCAGCACUUUCUUCCUGGCGUUGCUUUUGCUGCCAAAACUGAAGUCCACCGCCAAGGAAUUCAAGGUCAAUCCGCGUCUCACCAUCGUGUCCAGCGAAGUGCACGCCUGGACCAAAUUCGAGGAACGGAAUGUGCCUCGCAUCUUUGAGACUCUCGACAACGAGAAGACAGCCAAGAUGGACGAACGAUACCAGACCAGUAAACUACUGGAAGUCCUCAGCGUUCGCCAGAUCGCGCCCAAACUUGCCGGGUCCGGGGUCAUCUUGAACAUGCUCAAUCCUGGAUUGUGCCACUCGGAGCUUGCCCGAGAGGCGUCGUUCGUGUUGACGCUAUUGAAGUUCUUCCUUGCCCGCUCGACAGAGGUGGGCAGUCGGACCUUGGUGGCAGCGGCCGAGGCAGGGAUGGAGUCGCAUGGCAAGUACAUGUCGGAUGGCAAGGUUGCAGACGACAAUCUGUCACCAUUUGCGAGGAGCAAGGAUGGCGAAGUGGCUGGUAAGAAGGUGUGGAGUGAGCUGAGCGACAUCCUGGAGAAGAUUCAGCCUGGGAUUACCCAGAAUAUCUGA